AUGCUCCUAUCCAUCUUUCUGAUCUGCUCAAAAUCAGAGGUAUAUUCAUCAGGCUCCCAUAGCACCAACAUUGCAAGUGGUGAAUUUAUAGUCAUUGAUAUUGAGCCGAAGACGUUUUUGAUAUUUCAUAAUCCAAAAGAUUUUACAGGUCAAGUCAAAGCUUCCCAAGAUACAAUAUUAGGAAGUAAUGAUACAAUUGGUCUUAACUUCACAACAUACAAUGGAUCAUUUACUGUUACAAAUCCAAAUAAUGUAGCAAAAACAUGCUAUUUUACAAUAUUUCAGUAUGGUGAUUUAUAUUCUGAUUGCAAGAAUGUGAUUACAUAUGUCGGUUCUGGAACCCCUUACAUUAUAAAGAGUUCAACAUCAACUUUUAGCGAAGAAGCAAACAUUACAAUGGCUGAUAACCAAGAAAUUUGUCUCCUUUACGUAAAUCCUCAAAAAUUAACCUUUACUAUUACAACAUCUGGAUUAGAUCCUGAUGACGAACUUAAUUAUACAAAUGACGAGCUUGGAUCAAAUAGUUUAAAGAUGAAUUAUUCACAGACAGAAGAAUUUACUUCAACCUUUGCAUUUGCACAUUGGUCUUCCGAUUCUCAGUUGAAUCAAGGCUAUAUAAAACUAUCAUCUACAUACAGUGAACUUCCACAACAAGUAACUGUUUCUGGAAUAAUUGAUAAUGAUUCAAUUUUAUUUGUCGAAUUUAUUGAUCCUUCUAAGUAUUAUUAUGAUUCUGAUGGUAUUUCCACAGGUGCUAUUAUUGGUAUAGCAUUUGGUGGCUUCAUAUUUGUAGUUGGCGCUGUCGCAAUUUUAAUCUGUGUCAGUAUGAAGGCAAAGAAGAGAGUUUCAGGCGAUGAGACAGAAAACCAACUCACAAAUAUCAAGAGUACAUCUACUGUCUAUUUCUUCCCAAUCCAACAUACUGGAAAUAGCAAUUCAGAUAACGGUAAUGAUAAUGAUACAACAAACACUGAAGACCAACAGAAGGUCCAUAUAAACUCCGAAAAAUCAACAAAUCAACCUCUUGUUGAUGAUGACGAAAGUAGUUGA
Molecule: messenger RNA, 1050 nt
Organism: Trichomonas vaginalis G3
Lineage: Eukaryota; Parabasalia; Trichomonadida; Trichomonadidae
Exons: 1
Coding region: 1-1050 (349 amino acids)
Source: RefSeq, a predicted model, not a curated record